AUGUCGAUGAAUAUUGCCUAUCCCAUCAUCCAUUUAAAAGUCAGCUCCAAUUCAAGCAAAUCUUUCUGUGGCGAAGUGGCAAUAAUCUCUCCUGCCUUUUCGAAUUUUAAGACCUCAUCGGCUUCCUCCUUCAACGUCUUCUAUAGUCUAUCUACGAAGGGUGCAACAUUGCAAUUGAAGCUCGAUACCAGAUCUUGUCGCGUUUUACCCACCUACAUACAGUACAUUACUACAGUACCUACCCACAGCGACGCACCGCAGAUCUAA
Morchella importuna is the source of this 267-nucleotide messenger RNA. RefSeq lists its product as uncharacterized. Bases 1 to 267 code for a protein of 88 amino acids. The record is from RefSeq and is a predicted model, not a curated record. The transcript has 5 exons. NCBI's taxonomy places the organism in Eukaryota, Fungi, Ascomycota, Pezizomycetes, Pezizales, Morchellaceae.